CUCCCACUCUCUGCGAAAGCUCCACAGUGCCAACAUCGAGAGAGAGAGAGAGAGAGAGAGAGAGGCUCUCUGCGGAAUAUCAGAAACCAGUUUCGAGCUUGAAGGUAAGCAAGGAGAAGAAAUGACGAGGCAGCAGACGACACACUGGUGGUUGUAUGACAGUCACAGCAACUCCAGACGCUCUCCAUGGCUUCAAACCACCCUCGCUGACCUAGAGCAUAAGACAGAGGACAUACUAAAGCUGAUUCAGGAAGAUGCAGAUUCCUUUGCUCAACGUGCAGAGAUGUAUUACAAGAAGCGGCCGCAGCUAAUCAGCAUGGUUGAAGAAUUUUAUCGAGCUCACCGGUCAUUGGCUGAGCGAUAUGAUCAACUUAAGUCUGAUCCAGGAACUCGUCUCCUGACAACAUUAGGGUCUCCAUUCUCUUCCUCCAAAUGCCAGUCUGAGAAGUCAAUGAGCGUGGUGGAUCUGAACUUUGAUAGCCACUCCGAAACUUGUGAACCUGAGGAGUACUCCGAGUCUGAAGUUGAUGAUCCGGAACCGGAUGGUGAAACCCAAGUUGAUGAAGAAAUGAAAGAGAAGGCUUCGGGUGGGGUUACUGAUGAUGAGGUGAGGAAGUUAAGGAAAGUAAUAGAGAAGCUUGAGGAAGAGAACAGAAUCCAAAAGGAUCAAAUAAAGCAGAAAGAUGAAGAGAAGAGAGAGGUAAUAAGACAGUUAAGUUUAGCUGUGGAUAUGCUCAAAGAGGAGAAUGUGGAGCUAAGAAAGAAGUGCCUUGCCAGAGAAUCACCUAAAAAUUCGAGCCCCUCUGAGUGCAACAAAUUCACAGGGACAUUUUUAAGGAAGCUGUUUAAUAGGUCUCCGAAGUUUCAUCCUACAAUUGUUGCACUCUAGAUGCAUGUUUACAUGUUUGUAAUAUGUAUAAUUUGUAGUACACAGUUUACUUAGAUGUCUAUAUCGAUUAUAGGGGCCUUUCCCCUUUAAUUUAAGUUAGGAAUUUGAAGUUUUAUCUUUGAAAUAGCUCUAACAUUUUGAUAUUCUUUCUGUGUUGUUUGCAUUGCCUGUAACUCAAUUAUUGUCUUUACUCUAAUAUAAUUUUGAUUUUGUA
Messenger RNA from Prunus avium (sweet cherry), 1103 nucleotides. RefSeq names its product Kinase interacting (KIP1-like) family protein (gene NET3B). Gene Ontology annotation, cellular component: vacuolar membrane. The record is from RefSeq and is a predicted model, not a curated record. Gene Ontology annotation, molecular function: actin binding. NCBI's taxonomy places the organism in Eukaryota, Viridiplantae, Streptophyta, Magnoliopsida, Rosales, Rosaceae.